Messenger RNA from Saccharomyces cerevisiae S288C, 2280 nucleotides. RefSeq names its product crossover junction endodeoxyribonuclease (gene YEN1). Gene Ontology annotation, molecular function: nuclease activity; DNA nuclease activity; hydrolase activity, acting on ester bonds. Bases 1 to 2280 code for a protein of 759 amino acids. Gene Ontology annotation, biological process: DNA repair. Gene Ontology annotation, cellular component: cytoplasm; nucleus. The transcript has a single exon. NCBI's taxonomy places the organism in Eukaryota, Fungi, Ascomycota, Saccharomycetes, Saccharomycetales, Saccharomycetaceae. The record is from RefSeq and is marked reviewed.
AUGGGUGUCUCACAAAUAUGGGAAUUUUUGAAGCCAUAUCUGCAAGAUUCCAGAAUUCCGUUGAGAAAGUUUGUCAUAGACUUUAAUAAAUCGCAAAAAAGAGCUCCAAGAAUCGCGAUUGACGCAUAUGGAUGGCUAUUUGAGUGUGGAUUUAUCCAAAAUAUAGAUAUAAGCGCCAGAUCUAGAUCAAGAUCAAGGAGUCCUACCCGUUCUCCGCGUGAUAGUGAUAUCGACAGUAGUCAAGAAUAUUAUGGUAGCAGAAGUUAUACAACUACAGGAAAAGCUGUGAUAAACUUCAUAUCUCGAUUAAAAGAACUACUGAGUUUAAACGUCGAAUUCUUGCUUGUAUUUGACGGAGUUAUGAAACCCUCUUUCAAAAGGAAAUUUAACCACGAACAGAACGCUACUACUUGUGAUGAUGAGAAAGAGUACUAUUCAAGCUGGGAACAGCAUGUUAAGAAUCAUGAAGUUUAUGGCAAUUGUAAAGGAUUGCUAGCGCCAUCUGACCCUGAGUUCAUCAGUCUUGUACGGAAAUUAUUAGACUUGAUGAACAUUUCAUAUGUAAUCGCAUGUGGGGAGGGAGAAGCCCAGUGUGUUUGGCUGCAAGUUUCUGGGGCUGUAGAUUUCAUUUUAAGUAACGAUUCAGAUACUCUCGUAUUUGGGGGAGAAAAAAUCCUGAAAAAUUACUCGAAAUUCUACGAUGAUUUUGGCCCAAGUUCAAUAACUUCCCACAGUCCCAGUAGACAUCAUGAUAGUAAAGAAUCUUUUGUUACUGUUAUAGAUCUACCCAAAAUUAAUAAAGUAGCAGGGAAGAAGUUUGAUCGCCUGUCUCUCUUAUUUUUCAGCGUGCUAUUAGGUGCCGAUUACAAUCGUGGAGUCAAGGGUUUGGGUAAAAACAAAUCUUUGCAGUUGGCUCAAUGCGAAGAUCCUAACUUUUCCAUGGAAUUUUAUGACAUUUUCAAAGAUUUCAAUUUAGAAGAUUUGACAUCAGAAAGUCUGAGGAAGUCUCGGUAUAGAUUGUUUCAAAAAAGAUUAUAUUUAUACUGCAAGGAUCAUUCUGUCGAGCUAUUUGGAAGAAAUUAUCCUGUUUUAUUGAAUCAAGGUUCAUUUGAAGGCUGGCCAUCAACUGUCGCAAUCAUGCACUAUUUUCACCCCAUUGUCCAACCAUAUUUUGAUGAAGAAGUUCUCAGUGAUAAAUACAUAAAUAUGGCUGGAAACGGACACUACAGAAACUUAAAUUUCAAUGAACUGAAAUAUUUUUUACAAAGUUUGAAUUUGCCUCAAAUUUCUAGCUUCGACAAGUGGUUUCAUGAUUCUAUGCACGAGAUGUUUCUAUUAAGAGAAUUUUUAUCAAUUGAUGAGUCCGAUAAUAUAGGUAAAGGUAAUAUGAGGAUUACCGAAGAAAAAAUUAUGAACAUAGAUGGUGGAAAGUUCCAAAUACCAUGUUUUAAAAUACGGUAUACAACAUUCUUGCCUAAUAUACCCAUUUCUUCUCAAUCUCCUUUGAAGCGCAGUAAUUCUCCCAGUAGAAGCAAGAGUCCCACACGACGUCAGAUGGAUAUAAUGGAACACCCAAAUAGUCUUUGGUUACCCAAAUACUUGAUACCUCAAUCGCAUCCAUUAGUAAUUCAAUAUUAUGAGACACAGCAACUUAUACAGAAAGAAAAAGAGAAGAAAGGUAAAAAAUCGAAUAAGUCUCGGCUACCACAGAAGAAUAACUUGGAUGAGUUUUUAAGAAAGCAUACUUCGCCGAUUAAAAGUAUCGGAAAGGUAGGCGAGUCGAGAAAGGAAAUCCUGGAACCUGUGAGAAAAAGGCUUUUUGUAGAUACAGACGAAGAUACUAGUCUGGAAGAAAUACCGGCUCCCACAAGACUGACCACCGUCGAUGAACACAGCGAUAAUGACGAUGAUUCGUUGAUUUUUGUAGAUGAGAUUACAAACAGCCAAAGCGUUUUAGAUAGUUCACCCGGUAAAAGAAUUCGGGAUCUUACACAGGACGAACAGGUUGACGUUUGGAAGGACGUAAUAGAAAUAUCACCAAUAAAAAAGUCAAGAACUACUAAUGCUGAGAAAAAUCCGCCUGAGUCUGGUUUAAAAUCACGCUCAAGCAUCACAAUCAAUGCUCGCCUUCAAGGUACUAAGAUGUUGCCUCCAAACUUGACUGCUCCAAGGUUAGAAAGAGAACACUCCUCUGUCCUUGACCAACUUGUCACAGACGCACAAGAUACAGUCGACCGGUUUGUAGCCUGUGACAGUGAUAGCAGUAGCACUAUUGAAUGA